AUGCUUGCUCUGUGCACAGCCCUAGUGGGGCUGCUGCUCCUGCUGCCUCUGCUGGGGAACCUGCUUUUCCCCUACUGGUGGCAGGACCUGGUCAUAUCACUGUCCAUGAUCCACAGUGGAUACAGAUGUCUGCGUCGGCUCCAGCGCUGCCCUCCCCUCACCCUGCUUGAUACCUUCUUGGAGAAGGUGCAGAGCCACCCAGAGAAAGCCCUGCUGCUUUUCGGGGAGCAGGUUUACACCUACCGGGACAUAGAUCGGCGCAGCAGUCAGGCGGCUCGGGUCCUGCGGGACGGCGUGGGGCUGCAGGAAGGGGACUCAGUGGCCGUCUUCCUGCUGAACGUCCCCUCCUACCUCUGGGUUUGGAUGGGGCUGGCGAAGAUCGGCUGCGUCAUGGCGUGUCUGAACAGCAACAUUCGCGCCAAGUCCCUGCUGCAUUCACUCGGUGCCUGCAGGGCCACGGUGCUGCUGACCACUCCAGACCUCAAAGCCGCUAUUGAGGACGUUCUGCCCAGCCUGCAACAGAAAGGGAUCCGGGUUUUCUACCUGAGUGCCGAGUCCCCCACCAGUGGCGUCGAGCCUCUCCAGGGCCAUAUAGACGCCGUCUCCGAGGAGCCGAUCCCCGUCGCUUUCCGAGCCAAUGUCACCCCCAAAUCCACUGCACUCUAUAUUUACACCUCGGGCACCACAGGACUCCCGAAAGCUGCCAUCAUCACCCACUUGAAGCUGUGCAGGACAGCGAGCAUGUUGUACAUAUGUGGCGUCAAAGCUGAGGAUGUGAUCUACACCCCUCUGCCGCUGUACCAUUCGGCUGCGCUGCUCAUCGGACUUGGAGGAUGCUUGGAGGUUGGAGCCACCUGUGUCUUGCGUCCCAAGUUCUCCGCCUCCCAGUUCUGGGAUGACUGCCGGCGAUACCACGUCUCUGUGAUCCAGUACGUAGGGGAGGUGAUGCGCUAUCUGUGCAACACGCCCAAGAGGGAGAAUGAACGAGAGCAUCAAGUGCGGCUGGCUUUGGGUAACGGCUUGAGGGUGGAGGUCUGGAAGGAAUUCCUCCAGCGCUUCGGGCCCAUUCACAUCUGCGAGUUCUAUGGGGCCACAGAGGGGAACACUGGGUUCAUUAACUACACGGGGAAGAUUGGAGCCGUGGGAAGAGCCAGCUUCAUCCAGAAGAUGCUCAUGCCCUUUGAGUUGAUCCGGUACAACGUGGAGCGAGAUGAACCCGUGCGAGAUGAGAGAGGGUGCUGCAUCCGAGUCCCCCCCGGCGAGUCGGGGCUGCUGGUGGCGAAGAUCACAAAAAACUCCCCAUUCAACGGCUAUGCGGGUGACCGCCAGAAGUCAGAGAAGAAGAUCCUGAGGGACGUGUUGAAGAAGGGAGACCUCUAUUUCAACAGCGGAGAUCUCCUCAUGGUAGACCACGAGGGCUUCAUAUAUUUCCAGGACCGGGUGGGAGACACGUUCCGCUGGAAAGGAGAGAACGUUGCCACGACAGAGGUAGAGACGACGCUGGUGGCAGUGCAGUUCAUUCAGGAAGUCAACGUCUACGGGGUGCCGGUCCCAGGACAUGAAGGCAAGAUUGGAAUGGCAGCAAUACGACUGAAGGAAGGGAUGGUUUUUGAUGGUGAAAAACUCUACACACAUGCCAAGGAUUUCUUGCCAAACUACGCCAUUCCUCACUUUGUCCGCCUGCAGGAUGCUCUGGAGGUCACGGGGACGUUCAAGCAGUGCAAAGGGCAGCUGGUGAAGGAGGGGUUCAAUCCAGCUCUAAUCAAGGACCCCCUGUUCUUCCUGGAUGAAUCGGAGAAGCGUUUUGUGUCCAUGAGCCCUCAGAUAUACAGCUCCAUCCUGGACAUGAAACUGAAACUCUAAAGGUCUCGCUGCUGCCUUGUGUAACUAAUGUGUUAACAUCCCUAGCAAUGAAGCCAGGAUGCCCCAAAUUUGGGUUUCUCAGGAUCCAUCCAAGGAGGGGUAAUUGCCUCCAGUUCUGUUCUGAUCUGGUGAUUAUCUUGUGAUUUUGUAAUGAUGGCUUUGUGCAUAUUCUGCUCUCUGAGAAUCUUGCAGAAAAUAUUGGGUAUUUUUUUCACGGGGGGAAAGGGAGGUUCUUUAAUGUGAAUUUCACCCUUGAAACUUCUCACCUUCUGUUGUAGCUCAUAUUGAACUCUGUGAUGUGGAAAAGAUUUGUGAUUAUAGACAUGAGAUGAUUUUUUUUUUGGUGGAUAGUAAAUUCCCCCUGCCCCCUCAAAAUGCAUUUUUCGGGGCAUUGAAACUGUUUGCAAAUUCUGGUCAAGCUCAUAGAAAGAUAGGGCAGGAAGGAACCUCAAGAGGUCAUCAAAUCCAGCCCUCCACGCUGAGGUAGGACCAAGUAACCCUAGAUCAUCCCUGACAGUUGUUUGUCCAACCUGUUCUGAAAAACCUCCAGUGACAGGAAUUCUACAACCUGUUCCACAUCUUAACUACCCUCACAGUUAGAAAGUUUUUCCUAAUAACUAACCUAAACCUCCCUUGCUGCAGAUUAAGACCAUUAGUUCUUGUCCGACCUUCAGUGGACAGGCAGAACAAUUGAUCACCAUCCUCUUUAUAACAGUCCUUAGCAUAUUUGGAGACUGUUAUCAGAUUCCCCCCUUCAGGCUUCUUUUCUCAAGACUAAACAUGCCCAGUUUUUUCAGACUUUCCUCCUAGGUCAGGUGUUCUAAACCUUUAAUCAUUUUUGUUCUUCUCCUCGGGACUCUCUCCGAUCUGUCCACCAAUUCAGUGAAUAGUUUUGGCCAAAAAAAUUCCCCGAAAACCAAAAUUUCUGAAUGGUCAAAACGGUUCAUUUUGAGCUGUGCCGCUUGGAGGACCUUUCCCAGAUGUGAAGAAGUGCUCCGUGUGGCUCGAAAGCGCGUAUCUCUCACCAGCAGGAGUUGGUCCAAUAAAAGAUAUUACCUCAC
Molecule: messenger RNA, 2924 nt
Organism: Gopherus evgoodei (Goodes thornscrub tortoise)
Lineage: Eukaryota; Metazoa; Chordata; Testudines; Testudinidae
Gene: SLC27A5
Product: solute carrier family 27 member 5
Exons: 10
Coding region: 1-1863 (620 amino acids)
Cellular component (GO): endoplasmic reticulum
Molecular function (GO): long-chain fatty acid-CoA ligase activity; long-chain fatty acid transmembrane transporter activity
Source: RefSeq, a predicted model, not a curated record